This is a messenger RNA of Owenia fusiformis, 1656 nucleotides long. The record is from the annotation of a GenBank genome assembly. NCBI's taxonomy places the organism in Eukaryota, Metazoa, Annelida, Polychaeta, Sabellida, Oweniidae.
AAAGGAUCACGAGAUUUCACGUGUAGACGAGACUUCAAUGAGAUUUCCAAAUUAGAAAUGAAAAUUUUCUAAAAAUGCAGAAAUAUGAGAAAUUAGAGAAAAUUGGAGAAGGAACCUAUGGUACUGUAUUCAAAGCCAAGAACAGAGAGUCUCAUGAGAUAGUUGCUUUGAAGAGAGUUCGACUAGAUGAUGAUGAUGAGGGUGUACCCAGUUCAGCUCUCAGAGAGAUAGCACUUCUUAAAGAACUGAAGCAUAAAAACAUUGUCAGGCUACACGAUGUGCUGCAUAGUGAUAAGAAACUUACAUUGGUCUUUGAAUAUUGUGAUCAAGAUUUGAAGAAAUACUUUGACAGCUGCAAUGGUGAAAUUGACCAAGAUACAGUCAAGUCAUUUAUGUUCCAAUUGCUGAAAGGUUUGGGCUUCUGUCAUAGCCACAAUGUAUUACAUAGAGACCUGAAGCCACAGAAUCUUCUCAUAAAUAAGAAUGGGGAGUUGAAAUUGGCAGAUUUUGGACUGGCCAGGGCAUUUGGUAUACCUGUAAGGUGUUAUUCUGCAGAGGUGGUUACCCUUUGGUAUAGGCCCCCUGAUGUUCUCUUUGGUGCCAAGCUUUACUCCACCUCUAUAGAUAUGUGGAGUGCAGGCUGUAUAUUUGCUGAGCUUGCCAAUGCUGGGAGACCACUAUUUCCAGGCAAUGAUGUGGACGACCAGUUAAAACGUAUAUUUAAACUACUUGGUACUCCUACUGAUGAAACAUGGCCUGGUAUGACCCAGUUACCAGAGUACAAAGACAAGUAUCCGAUGUAUCAUGUGACCACAUCAUGGCAACAAGUAGUUCCCAAGCUGAAUGCAAAGGGCAAGGAUCUCUUACAGAAACUUCUUGUGUGCAAUCCUUCACACAGACUCUCAGCAGAUGAUGGUAUGGAACAUUCGUAUUUUGCUGAUCUAAACUCAACGAUAGAUCGAUGAUGUCAUCAUGAAGAUCAAUGAUGUCUUAAUGUCGAUCAAUGAUGUUAUGAAGAUCGAUAAUAUCAUUGUGUGGAUUGAUGAUAUCAUAAUGAAGAUUGAUGAUGUCAUAAUGUAGAUUGAUGAUGUCAUUAUAUAGAUCGAUGAUGUCAUCUUGAAAAUCAUUGAUGUCAUCAUGUAGAUUGAUGAUGUCAUAAUGAAGCUAGCAAUCUCCAUAUAAGAUAUAUUUUUGUGGGAUAACUCUCAGAAAAAUAUGAUAUCACAAAAUGUGCUGGAAUGGAUUUGUAUAAUGAUAUAUAUGGACAAAGUGCAAGUUUAUGGACAAAAUGAACAAAGUGAAAUGACAUUCUACAGUAAGUUAUCAGCUCAAAGGAGAAAAAAUAUGAUCAUAUAAUAAUCUGUAAAAUGAAGUUCAAAAUGGAGUAUCAAGGUCUAAGAAAACACUGAACACACAUAAAGUUAUCAAUUGAGUCUGGGGGUGAAAUAUGGAUGAUAAUGUUAGGCAUAGUUUUAUUAUAUAAUUAUAUAAAUGGACAGUGAAUGGCCUUUAAGAGAACAGACUGAAUCAAAGUGCCAUAUAGAUCAAGUGCAAUCAUAUUGAAUAAAAUAAGGAAGAAAUUAGACCUCAGCCUCAGUCACAUUUGAUCUACGGUAACUGUAUGGUAGCCAUGGCUUCCCAAAAUUGAGAGAAAUA